Molecule: messenger RNA, 1158 nt
Organism: Nerophis lumbriciformis (worm pipefish)
Lineage: Eukaryota; Metazoa; Chordata; Actinopteri; Syngnathiformes; Syngnathidae
Source: RefSeq, a predicted model, not a curated record
AUGCAACGUAAUUCUGAACUUUUUUCCGCUGUGUGCACUGAAAAACACCUCAGCACAAACCCAGCCAGAUUAUGUGAAAAUACACACAAUUCUCCAAAUGCAGAUAAUGGUCCAGAUCCCACAAAAACAAAAAUAGUUAAAAAUCAACAAACCCAAGAUUCCAGUGAAGUCAACAAACUUGAUGAGUCAAAUCAUGGAGACAAUACUCAGAAGGAGGAUUCUAAGGGAAAAGUGGUUGCGGCCAAGAGUGGGAAGCAGAAUCUACUUGAUCUUCUGGGAGCUAUGAAGGUGGACGUCACCAGUAAGAGGAGGCUACAAAAUGUCAAACCUAAAUCUACACCUGUAGAAGAUAUGGAGAGCACCAUUAGCAUGUUUCAGAAGGCUUCAGAAGAUGCUUCAACACAGACACAAAGUUUGGAUCCAGAACUUCUCUCGGCUGCCUCUGCUGCUGCUUCCACUUUUCCUAAUCGCAUCCUGGCAGAAUCUGAGCUGCUCAAGCAGCUGAGGAAGCAUGAGGCCAUCACUGAGGCUCACAAGAAGGGUGACAUAAAUGAUCUCGGAGUGAUUAUAGCUGACAUGAAAGUGGGAAGAAAAAACAAUCGAGAAAAUGCUUGGCCAAGCAAUCAGAUCCGGUUCGAUGAUGAUGGGCAGGGCUACACACAAGGUGGAGGAAUCACUGCAGAACUGAACCGUGUUCGCAGAAAGAGGAAAUUGUUCACAGGUAGAAGACUAAACAUCUUCUCUUCAACGGCUAAUGAAGAUGAAGCAGUUUCAACAUUUGCUCGACCAACACUGUGGGACGCCGACUUUGCGGAACAGCUUGCUUCUGCUGCCAACCAAAUGCCCCGAAAUGCCUUUGAGGAAAUGAUCCAGUGGACCAAAGAGGGGAAAAUGUGGCAAUAUCCAAUUGAUAAUGAAGCAGGCCUGGAAGAGGAGGCAAGCAUUCCUUUCCAUGAGCAUGUCUUCCUGGAUAAGCACUUGGAGGAGGGCUUCCCUAAGCAAGGGCCAGUUAGGCACUUCAUGGAGUUAGUGGUGACUGGUUUAUCCAGAAAUCCCUAUCUGACCGUCCAGGAGAAGAAGGAGCACAUUUCCUGGUUCAGAGACUACUUCAAUCAAAAACAGGAUGUUCUCAAAGAGGCUGAAGGUUACGCAAAUUAA